Molecule: messenger RNA, 6215 nt
Organism: Callithrix jacchus (white-tufted-ear marmoset)
Lineage: Eukaryota; Metazoa; Chordata; Mammalia; Primates; Cebidae
Gene: SCML4
Product: Scm polycomb group protein like 4
Biological process (GO): negative regulation of DNA-templated transcription
Cellular component (GO): nucleus
Molecular function (GO): histone binding; chromatin binding
Source: RefSeq, a predicted model, not a curated record
GGGUCCAGGCCCAGACUCGCUUCUGGUUCUGAAUUUCUCACAGGGCUGCAUCUCAAACUUCAAUGAGGGCAGGAUCCACUUUUCCAGCUUUUUCUCGUGGUUGUCAGCAGGACUCAGUUUCCCACGAGUUGUUGGUUUGUUGCCAGAUGGGCCCCUUUGCAGAGCAUGUCACAGCACAGCAACUGCUCCACCAGCGUGAGCAAUGCUAGGAGUGCUGUGAACCUCUCUCAAAGUCAAGAUGUCCAUUUAGAAAGGAAACUUACAAGGUAUCCUCUAUACCAGGUACUUCAGCAUUUUCCUGAUUAAGGACCACUUUUGAUUUCCCCCCAAAGUUCUAUGAAAGACCAAAAAAGUGUGGGGGCUGUGGAGGAAGCAGCAUGACCACAGGAAGUCCCACCCACUUCGCCUCCCCCAGCUCUCAGAAUCCUCAUCAGCUGGGCAUGGAGGUUUGGCAAAGAUGCAAGAUUAUUUGGAGGGUGGAAGGGAACCUGCUCUCCUCUUGAGAGCACACAAAGGGCAUUCAUUAUCCCAAACAGAUGAUUUGGGUCAAAAAUGCCUUUGGUCAAAAUUUCCAAAGGAGGAAAUCAACCCCUAGGCAUAGAAUGAAGUCUCAGGCAAACCAGAAACAUCCCAGAGGACUAAAGAAUUCAGGUGUCAGACAUUAAAAUUAUGGUUGGUUGCUGUGCAUCUCAUUAAGGGAGAGAAAAUAGAAAUGUACUUAAAUGGACCAGAGGGGAGUCAUAAGGUUGAUUCUCAGGGCUGAGUGAUCUGAACUGCAAAGACAACCUUAGAGAGAAAAUCCAUACUGGCCAGAGACCAAGUUAAUGGAAAAUUUAAUUGAAGCGAGUGAAAUGCUCAGCCUCAUAGGUAGUGUGGCCCUGUGCCCUUUGAACCAGAAAGGCUGGGCCAGGAGGCCACAGAGGGCCCUGAGGGAAAACUCCCUUAUCUGCAAGAACAAGGGGCGGGACUGAGUCUGAAGAGAAAAUCUGCAAACCUCCACAGGAGCCUCACUGCAAGGCUGCAUGUGGGCGAGGCAAUCUUCAGGUUUUGGUCAUCAGGAAGUUCCUUAGAGAUUCACAGCAGAAGGCCCCUCUGCCUCCCACAGCACCAAGCACGUGCUGGGAACCGGUGGUCUUCCAGAGGAGGGCAGGAGAGGCUGCCAGGUGGCAGAGGCACAACCACCAAGCCAAGACAGUCACCACUGAAGAGUACCUGGUGCACCCUGUGGGCAUGAACCGCUACGGCGUGGACCCCUCCGCCUCCACCUUUAACCACAGGGGAUCCUUGCCCCCCUCCUCGCUGUACUGCAAGAGGCAGAACUCUGGAGACAGCCACCUUGGGGGAGGUCCUGCUGCCACCUCUUCCCGCACCAGCCCCAUGUCUUCUGGUGGCCCCUCGGCACCUGGGCUGAGGCCCCCAGCCUCCAGCCCCAAGAGAAACACGACCUCUCUUGAAGGAAAUAGAUGUGCCUCAAGCCCUUCUCAGGACGCGCAGGAUGCCAGGCGGCCACGGAGCAGAAACCCCUCCACCUGGACUGUGGAGGAUGUGGUGUGGUUUGUGAAGGAUGCCGACCCACAGGCUCUGGGGCCUCACGUGGAGCUCUUCAGAAAGCACGAGAUUGAUGGCAAUGCUCUGCUGCUGCUGAGGAGUGACAUGGUCAUGAAGUACCUGGGCCUGAAGCUGGGACCCGCACUGAAACUCUGCCACCACAUUGACAAACUGAAGCAAGCUAAGUUCUGACUUUUAAAAAAAGACAAAAGCGAAACCCGAAACAACAGAUCGCAAGAUUAUCUUCUGCCUUACCAGCAUCCAGUCAACAUCACAAGAUAGACUCUCCCCUUAAAACUCACAGACACAAAGACUUGGUCUUUCUAUAAAACUUGUGAAUCUUUGCCUUUUUAAGAAUUUAACGUGGACCUUUUGAAAAGUUCGUUUGUGUUAAUAAUUUGCCAAAAAAUUACAAAAGCCUCUGAUUUUUUCACAUCCCUGUUAUGCUAAUUGCUCUUAAAGUGGGUCCUAUUUGCGUAAUGAGAGAAUUAUGAAUGCUUAUUCGCAACGAGAGUACUGGAGGGUUCAAAGAAUGAAAGAAGGACCUUUGUCCCUGUGGGCUCUGCAGGGACACCCACCUCAGCACCAUCUGCCUCUAACUCUGACCUGGGGACUUAUCCGUGUGAGCCUUGUUUGCCUCAGCUUUGGAAGCCGACUUCCGAAGAUGACUGCCUCACCUUGCACUAGCUGGAAAACUUGAAUUCUUUUGCUCCCUGAAAGAAAAGAAGAAAAAAAAAUCUUUUCUAUUCCUAAAAAAUCUGAAGUGCUGUGUUGCUCCACUAGAGGGCAGACUGCUAAUGAAAUUUCAGGACUCUCGCUGACUGCAGUAGCAGGAUUAUUCAGUGCUGAGUGGAUGGGUGUCUGUGAACAAGAUCUAGCCCACACAGAAACAGGGGAUUUAUUCCACAGUCAGCACCACAGAUUGAGACUUGGGAAGAAACCAUCAGCUUAGAGGGGUCUAGUUCGUAUCCAAUCAUCGUUGACUGACUGAUUGGUACUCCACUAGCAAAGGCAAGAAUUUGGAAGCACGCUCUACCCAGAUGGGUCUUUGGAGUUCCUUCCCUUCCAGAGUCCUUAUUGAGGUGUUGAAGUGUUGGCAUGCUGAAGAAUCUUAGUGACAUUUAGCCAUGGGUGUUUCUUUAAAAAAGGAAAAGAAAGUGUCUCAACGAAGCUUUGAAACGGGAGAGUGUUGAUUUCUAGUUACAUUGCUGGAUUAUGUAGUUGUAUCUGUGGCUAAUUUUUCUAGUCCUCAACAAAUACACAGACAUGCUAUUAUGGGGUUUAAUUCAAUUUACAAAUAGGUUUUCCUUCCUUACCAUGGAGUAAUAGAAAAAAUUGAUUUUCUGCCCUUUUGCAGCUAUGUCCAGAGAAGAACAAUGAAUCCACAAUUUAUUAGGCAGAGGGACAACUUCCCCGCCAUUCUUUUUAUUCUUUUCUGUGUUUCUCUCCCUUUCUCUUCUUUCACCCUGAGCAGAAGGCAUAUCUUCAAAAUGAAUCCACCUUUGUCACACACAUAUUCUCUUCCUUAAAAGGACAUCAGCAGUGUUGGAGAUGAGGAGAUGAACAUUUGAUUUGGGAAUUUCUGGGAGAGGUUAGGGAUGACUCAGGGCCUUCCUUGGCCAAAAGGUGAAUCAGAAAAGGCACUCCUUUCUCUGGGAUGCAGCCUGAGCAGGGGUCUCAGCUGGCAAGUGAAGCAGGAUGGGAGCUCAACCUCCUCACCCCUUGAUCAACUGCCAUUGUGCAGAGGGCAGAACCACGAGGGCAGCCCUGGGUAGAUCUCCAUAGCAACCCGCUACUUAGAAUCCAGAUGAAGGCCGUAAGAAAUGGUCCAUGCCAUGCCGUUAGGCUCGUUUUGAUGUGCAGUAUUUGAGAGAGCACACUGUAGCCUCCUUUUCAGGCGCACAAAUGGUGGCUGGACUCAGAGCAUGGCAGAGAAGGCGAGGAGGAGGAUGUGCUAAACUUGCUCGCUGAAUUGAGCUUAAGUUAUCAGAUAGUGGAAGAGCUUGAUGUCUGGUGGUUUUGUUACAGGAAGGGGGUCCUGAUCCAGACCCCAAGAGAGGGCUCUUGGAUCUCAUGCAAGAAAGAAUUCAGGUGAGUCCAUACAGGAAAGUGAAAGCAAGUUUAUUAAGAAAGUAAAGGAAUAAACGAAGGGUUACUCCAUAAGUAGAGCAGCCUUGAGGGCUGCUGGCUGCCCAUUCUUAUGGUUAUUUCUUGAUGUUAUGCUAAACAAGGGGUGGAUUAUUCCUGCCUCCACCUGUUAGACCAUAUAGGGUAACUUUCUGACAUUGCCCUGGCAUUUGUAAACUGUCAUGGCGCUAGUGGUAGUACAGCAGUGAGGAGGACCAGAGGUCACUGUCAUCACCAUCUUGGUUUUGGUAGAUUUUAGCUGGCUUCUUUACUGCAGCCUGUUUUAUCAGAAGGUCUUUAUAACCUGAAUCUUGUGUCGACCUCCUAUCUCAUCCUGUGACUUAGGACGCCUUAGCAGUCUGGGACUGCAGCCCAGUAGGUUUCAGCCUCAUUUCACCCAGCCCCUAUUCAAGAUGGAGUUGCUCUGGUUCCAACGCCUCUGACAGUUUCAGCACCUGAGAAAAGUACCUUGACUCAGGCCUUGGGACAGAGUCUUCAAGAUUUUAAGGUGAUAGGGCCUGUCUCUCAAGAGUUUAUUAAUCAUAAGUGCUCACUGCUGGUCUAGAGUUAGAUAAGUUUCCCUCAAAACAGCCAUGGACAGGUUAUGUAUUCAGAACUGCCAAUGUGAAAACAAUGAGAUCCAGAAAAAUCCCACAACAACCCAGGUUUUUCACUCCUCUUUUUUGUUUCAACCUUCUGUUACUCAUGGUACUCUUCCAGCAAAAGAUACCUCAUUUAGUGACUUCCAGUAUUAAGUUUUCAAAACUUCCUAUGCACCCUCAUCAAUGCCUCCUUCACUACAGGGCCACAAACAUUGGUGCUCCCAAAUAAAAAUCAGCCCCAAACAAUGUCAAAGAGAUGCCUUGAGUAGUUUUCAGGGGAGAGAGAUGUUCUCCUUUCAAGUCUUGGAGAAAACUGGAUCCGUGGAACUGCUCUCGCAGAGGUGCUAUCUCAUUUCACAUUAAACUUUAAGCAGGACAGAUUGCUGAAACCAUGAUAUUUAAGGUUUGACUUUUUAAAAAUCUCAUUACUUUUAAAAUAAAUGCUGCCACAUCAGAGAAUAACCUGGGGAGGAAAAUCUUCCUUGACUGCUUCUGCACUGAAAUGCAAUUAGUCGACCAAAUUAUUAUAGCAAUACCGCAAUUAUAAUUAAUUUUCACCCCUCUCAAAAAUCUUGUCAAACCAGGAGGCUAAAUACCUUCACAAAUGUAAAACACGCCAGGCCAUUUCCUCUAAACAGACCUUAAAGGGCUAGGCCACGUGGGUCACCCUCGUCCAAAUGAGAGCCGACUCAGGGGCCUGUGACUUGUACAGAUACGGUACUUGGUAUUCCAUUGCGGUAGCUUUGCUUCAGGUUGUAGUGAAUAAUGAUCUCAUUUUGCAUAAUUCCAAAUUAGAGUGUGUAUGUGUGUGUGCCUGUGUUCACGUUCCAAACAUUUCCAAUUACACUUGUCAAACACUUGAAAAAAAAUAUCAAGAGGCAAUUCUAUUGCCUAAGGCCUUUUAAAUAUUUCAUGAAGCACAUUAUUCCCUGUGCAAAGACUUGAGGUGGAAGAUGUGGGUCUUGUCUGUGUGUGUGUGUUCUGUGUGUGUGUGUGUGUCUGUGGGGUGUGUGUGUGUGUUUCAUGACACUGUAGUUGGGAGAGUCUUAGGAAGUCAGUGCUCGGGAGUGUAUCAGCCAUUGCCUUUGCUUGGCUUGCAAUAUGGAGGCAGAACCCACUCUAGUCUGGUCUGGUCUGGUCUGGUUGCUACUACUAAGUGUCCUCUCUGCUUUUCUUUUCUUUUCUUUUUUUUUUUUGAGAUGGAGUCUCGCUCUGUUGCCAGGCUGGAGUGCAGUGGCAUGAUCUCGGCUCUCUGUAACCUCCGCCUCCUGGGUUUAAGUGAUUCUCUUGUCCUAGCCUCCCGAGUAGCUGGGAUUACAGGCGCACACCACCACGCCCAGCUAGUUUUCAUAUUUUCAAUAGAGACAGGGUUUCACUAUGUUGGCCAGGAUGGUUUUGAUCUCUUGACCUCAUGAUCCACCCACCACACCCGGCCCCCUAAGAGUCCCCUCUUAUGCCAUCAGGGUAUGCCCUGGAGGCAGCUGGGUGACCAGGGCUGUUCUAAGGCUGAGCCUGCCCCUCAGGAGGCUGGCUGGAUGCGCCAAGCCUGGGCUGCAGGUGACUCUGGAGAGAUGGGGAGCCCACCACAGGGAACACUUGUCUUGAGGACGUUUAGUGCCUACCAGAGAGUACACUGGGCUCCCACUGUUUCCCUCCAGGAGGUCUGCUGACUUUUUUUGUUCCUUUCAGCAAGAAAAGAGAGUGAAGAACUAAAGAGAACCAACUAUAUUAAAUACACUGGGAAGGAAUAUGGGACUAAGGUUGGUUUACGGGAGAAGGAAACCAGUGAGAGAGGGAAGCCUAUGACGAAAGCGUCUUAGAAAAACAAUAAAAGAGCAGCUAUUCUAGCAGCCCCAACCCUUCAUGCUGCAAUCGCUUAUUUUUGUAUCUAUGUGCUAUAUGGAAUUUUCUUUUUUAAUUAAAAUUCUUUAAAAAUUA